AUGUUGUUCAGCAAACUGAUUUUAGUACUUAACACUUCGUCCCUUGUCGCAGCAGCAACGUCAUGGAUUGUUCCAGGUGCUGUAUGGAAGGACACCAACGGCCAGAAGAUUGAUGCCCACGGCGGCGGCAUUUUCCAACAGGGAAAUACAUUCUACUGGGUCGGCCAAAGUGCUAGCACGGGUGAAACACCCUACAUGUACUCAUCCACCGACCUCCUCAACUGGGUUCCGCACGGUGCGCAGGCUCGAAUCCAAGGCAUGUGGCGUCCAAAGAUUGCCAGGCCUAAUGGGAAAUACUGGAUAUACGGACAGGUGAACCGGCUUGUUCAACCUCUGGAGUCGUCAACAUUGGUUGGCGGUUAUCAGGCCCACGGCUCUGGACAACAUCUCCCACCCAGUGGGUACACCUACUCGGACACUGGCAUGUUCCAGGAUCCCAAUGAUGGGACUUGGUACCUCUUAACCAGUGCAGACCAUAACAACCUCCAGAUUAACCGAAUCAACUCGGAUGGUUCGGUUGGCAAUCGGGUGAACGUGCUAGCGGCCGGAGCCUAUGAGGCUCCAGGCAUGUUCUAUGCCGGCGGCACCUAUUUUCUGAUUGUUUCUGGCAAAACCGGUUGGAGAGGCAAUCCGAAUCAGAUGUUCUACAGUGACAGUAUUUCCGGGUCCUGGCACGGGCCCCAUCCCAUCGCUCCUGGCUCCAGCAAUACAUACGGCGCGCAGAACACAUUUGAGCUUGUCAUCAAAGGAACGAAGGAGACGACUUAUAUCUACAUGGGUGACCUCUGGGACUCCAAGGGGGGACCUAGCUCCAAUUACCUCUGGCUCCCGAUGUCGGUUGACACACGUGCUAAGACUGUGACUUUGAAUUAUCACUCCAUGUGGGUUGUGGACGUGAACACUGGGGUUGUCUCCUUUCCCAAGUCUAAAAAGCGAUAUGAAGCAGAGGAUGCUAUCCUGUCUGGCCGUGCCGUCGUUACUGAGUGUGAUCAUUGCCUGACCAAACGGUCCGUCCAUAGAAUUGAUCAUGAGAGCGAAGUCGUGUUUGAGAAUGUUACAGGCACCGGGCAGCCUGAAUGGGUAUCCUUCCACUACACCGUGAAUAACCCUACUAUGGGUGAUGCACAUAUCUAUGUGAAUGACGAACCAGUUCCGUUGAACAUAUCAGAGCUGAACUCUCGGGCCGGGUAUCAUGAAACUGUCCCUGUCCAACUUACCCUCAAGCCUGGUGACACCAAUACCAUCAGGUUUGCCGCUAUGGGCACUUCUGGUAGGGCAAUGCAUUUAAAGACUUAG
Aspergillus udagawae is the source of this 1296-nucleotide messenger RNA. RefSeq lists its product as uncharacterized. The record is from RefSeq and is a predicted model, not a curated record. The transcript has 9 exons. Gene Ontology annotation, biological process: carbohydrate metabolic process. Gene Ontology annotation, molecular function: hydrolase activity, hydrolyzing O-glycosyl compounds. NCBI's taxonomy places the organism in Eukaryota, Fungi, Ascomycota, Eurotiomycetes, Eurotiales, Aspergillaceae. The coding region runs from base 1 to 1296 and encodes 431 amino acids.